Pygocentrus nattereri (red-bellied piranha) is the source of this 1112-nucleotide messenger RNA. It is a transcript of the gene gja12.1, whose product is annotated as gap junction protein, alpha 12.1. The record is from RefSeq and is a predicted model, not a curated record. Gene Ontology annotation, cellular component: connexin complex. Gene Ontology annotation, biological process: cell communication. Lineage: Eukaryota; Metazoa; Chordata; Actinopteri; Characiformes; Serrasalmidae.
AUCGUUUUUGGUGGCGAGCAACGUGACAGGCUUAUUGCGAAACUCCACGGAAACUAAAGUUCAGUGUAGUGCCCAGUACAUGGCACUUCAUCAUUAGUUUCCAUUCGUUUAUCAUUCCAGCCUUAGCGCCUUCCAAGGUUGUACAUUGAAACUGGACUUUGGACUCUUCUUCUUUUUAAAGCAGAUUUCAGACAUAAUCAGCAGAGGCCUCUUAGAUAAGACUCUACAGACAUAAAAAUGGGGGAAUGGGGCUUUCUCUCAAAGCUCCUGGACAAAGUGCAGUCCCACUCCACGGUCAUUGGGAAGGUGUGGAUGACCGUUCUUUUCGUCUUCAGAAUCAUGGUUCUCGGAGCCGGUGCUGAAAAAGUGUGGGGAGACGAACAGUCCAAAAUGGUUUGCAACACCAAACAGCCAGGUUGUACAAACGUCUGCUAUGACCAUGCUUUCCCAAUAUCCCACAUUCGCUUCUGGACCCUCCAGAUCAUCUUCGUGGCAACGCCGACUCUCAUGUAUCUCGGGCACGUUCUGCACGUCAUCCAAAAGGAGAGGAAGCUGAGGGAGCAUCUGAAAAGCCAAGCGGAACGUGUCAAACUACCCAAAUACACUGAUGACAAGGGUAAAGUUGAUAUUAAAGGUGAGCUGUUGGCUAGCUACAUGACCAGUGUGGUGGUCAAGAUCUUGCUCGAGUCAGCUUUCAUAGCUGGUCAGUACUACUUGUACGGCUUUGUGAUGGUGCCCAAAAUCGAAUGCACCCGAUACCCAUGUCCAUACACUGUAGAGUGCUUUAUGUCUCGGCCUACGGAGAAGACGGUCUUCAUCAUCUUCAUGCUGAUUGUGUCAUGCGUGUCGCUGCUGCUGAACGUAAUCGAGAUUUUCUACCAUUGGCUACAGGUCAAAGAAGCAUCAUGCAAAGAUGACCUUAAAGCAAAGACACUUGUACCUUCCUGGAACUGAAGAAAGCAGCAAAGCCUAAAAGAACAAAAAGAGUGUCAACCCUGGACUCAGUCAAUUAACCAUAUCAGCAUGUAUUUAAAGGAAUAAAUAAGCAUUUUUGAGCUGAUCUCUAUUUGCAGCAUCUGUAGUAAUAAAUACGCUUUGCCUUGAACAAAGUA